Molecule: messenger RNA, 2364 nt
Organism: Drosophila biarmipes
Lineage: Eukaryota; Metazoa; Arthropoda; Insecta; Diptera; Drosophilidae
Product: beta-1,3-galactosyltransferase 1
Exons: 2
Coding region: 197-1630 (477 amino acids)
Cellular component (GO): membrane
Molecular function (GO): hexosyltransferase activity
Source: RefSeq, a predicted model, not a curated record
CAAUCAGAUCAGCUGACACGCAAAUAGCUCUUUUAUCAGUUCAAUCGAAAUAUUCGCAUUAUUAUGUUUGCUUAGCUCUUUGGAAAACAAUUAAAUGUGAAUCACAAGUGCGAAAGGCGAGACCAUCCCCGAUAGCCCCGUCAGCAACACGGCCGUCUCGGAAAAUCUGGUAAAAUGCGAGCCACACAGGAGUGAAAUGUGGACAAAGGCGCAACGAAUGAACGGCCAAAUGAGCAGCCCAUGGAAUCCAGACAAUGGCGAGGAGCAGUGCGCCCUCCUGGCGGUGGAAAGCUCCGGGAGCUCGGGUGCAGCUGCCUCAGGGUCCGACGAGGAGGCGCUGCCCAGCACUGGAGCAAUCCGCAGUAAAGCCAAGCUGAGAAAGCUGCAGCACAGGACUCGGAUGCCGCAGCGCAGGAUGUUAAGACGCCUCGGCUGCUACACGUUCUGUGCCAUUGUUAUCUUCCUGCUGUUCCUGGUGUACCUACCACUAAUCUACUUCGAUGGACGCAAGCGUUGCGCUGGCCUGCCCGACUGGACUCUGGAGACCUCUCGCAGUACAGCCGACUACCUGGAUCCCGGGCACGAAACGGCUCUCAUUGUUCCCCGGGACUUUUGCCGAAACAAGACCUUCCUGGUAAUCGCCGUGUGCACCGGCGUGGCCAACUUCGUUCAGCGACAGACCAUACGCGAGACCUGGGGCAACACCACCGAGUUCAACUACCCAGCCUUUGUCAAGCUCCAUGGUCACCUCAAGGGACACUACCUGCCGCCUAUGCCGGAGCGCCUGAAGCUGUACGAGGAUUACCUAACUGGCGUGGGUGACUCACUGAUUGCCUCUGUGAGAAUUGUAUUCAUUGUGGGACGCCAGCGGGAUGAGGCUCUUUUGGGCAACGAGACGCUCACCCGUAUUCACAAUGAAGCGGACCAGUACAACGACAUCAUUCAGGAGAACUUCGUGGACAGCUACAACAAUCUCACGCUCAAGUCAGUGAUGGCGCUGAAGCACAUCAGCCGCAGCUGCUCCAAUACCUCGGCCUUCUUUCUCAAGUGCGACGAUGAUACCUUUGUGAAUGUGCCCAAUUUGUUGCACUUUCUGCUCGGCGGUACUAUACCAUUGUACAACGAUACACUAGACUAUCAUGAUCGGUCCACCUUCUUGGUGACUGCGCCGCAGAACCGUCUGAAGGCCAGGAACGAGGUGAUGUACGGCCAUCAGUUCUGCAACGUGGCGCCAGUCAGCGAAGUGAACAGCAAGUGGUACAUGCCCUCGUACAUGUACAAGCCGGAGACGUAUCCCAAGUACCUUUCUGGAGCCGGCUAUCUGAUGUCCAUCGAUGUGGUGCAGCGUCUGUUUGAGGCAUCCCUCAAUACGACACUGGUCUACCUGGAGGACGUGUACAUCACUGGUCUGUGUGCGCAAAGGGCGAAGAUCAGCCGCCACCACCACCCGCUCUUCAGCUUCGCCCACUCGAAACAGCCAUGUGCUUUCAAGGGCAGCAUCACACAGCACCAGAUGAAAGAUGAUAGCAUGGUGGAGGCCUGGCACCAUGUGGCCAACUACUCCAUCAAGUGUCCGGCCCCGGGGCGUUACUUUAGUCAAAUGCGAUUGCGUAAGCGUCCUAUUUGUUAAGACUAGGCUUCGCCUACACAUUUUCCCUGCUCUCUUGAGAACCCGAAAUACUAUAUUUACGUUGCUUUGAUAGAGAUUUUCGAACUUAGUUCCUGAAAUUACUCGUAUACGUUCAUGAGAUAAGAUUCGUUUAUAGAACACAAUCAAUAACUUGAUAACCAGACAAAGGUGAUAUGUAACCGCCUAUGGUGAUUAUAAUUUAAAGUUUUGAGUAGCAUACAUCCGAGUAUUCCUACAUUUCAAAACGAUAAUUGUACAAAACUCAUUCAGUUAAAAGUACUAAAAUUGAUAAACGCCCGGCAUCCAAUCUCCAUAUCAAUGUUAAAAGUAAUGCACAAGCAAGACAUAGGAAAUAUCUAGAUUUCUGAAGCUUCCCGGAAACUUUAUAAAGACAGUUUUUAUGAUAGAAGUGUAAGUAUUUAUAUUUUGUUUUUCAGAAAUGAUAUCAAACAUAUUUAUUGAACCACUGCUCUAAAUUAGUUACUAGCAAUAACACUUCCCGCACAGAUCCCCUAAUUUAAAAUGAUAAUAUGUUUAAACAUUUUAGUAAAUUUAACGCUUCCUUCCCAAGCCUCUGGAUUAAAUUAAGAUGUUUUGAAUCGCGCACAAAGGCGUAAAUCAUUUUGUAAACGUGUGAUAGAUAAAAAAAAAAAACUACAUUUAUUGCAUCAGAUUGCCAAAUUUCUAGUUUUGUCUUUGUUGAAAAGCUAAAUAAAAUCAAAGAAAUCAUCAAA